Molecule: messenger RNA, 1320 nt
Organism: Salvia miltiorrhiza (redroot sage)
Lineage: Eukaryota; Viridiplantae; Streptophyta; Magnoliopsida; Lamiales; Lamiaceae
Product: cytosolic sulfotransferase 15-like
Exons: 1
Coding region: 75-1091 (338 amino acids)
Biological process (GO): sulfation
Cellular component (GO): cytoplasm
Molecular function (GO): sulfotransferase activity
Source: RefSeq, a predicted model, not a curated record
AUGGAUCUCCAUAUUUCUUGAUUUUUGCAUCACAUUGAGAAGAAAAAAAAUAAAGAAAGAAGAAUCUUGGAAAAAUGGGCAUCACCAAAAUCCUAGAAAACCAACCCAACACACGAUCACCAGCUGAGCUAGAUGAAGUAACCCAAGAAUGCAGAGAAUUGCUCAUCACACUCCCAAAAGAGAGAGGUUGGAGAACUUCAAAUAUCUAUCUGUAUCAAAAAUUUUGGUGCCAACCAAAAGAAAUCGAAGCCAUCAUCUCCAUGCAAAAGCACUAUAUUGCGGAAGACUCCGAUAUCAUAGUCUCCACCAUCCCGAAAUCCGGCACCACGUGGCUGAAAGCAUUGUGCUUCGCGGUGGCCAAUAGGUGCCUCUACGCCGGCCACAACACCACCCACCCCUUGCUCACUUUCAACUCCCACAUGCUUGUCCCUUUCCUCGAGUAUAAACUAUUUGCAAAUCAGGAGAUCCCUGACAUGUCGCGUCUGCCAAGGCCCCACCUCGUGGGGACCCACGUGCCUGUAGGGGCCUUGCCAGACUCUGUCAGGGAAUCCCAGUGCAAGAUUGUGUACAUGGUGAGGAAUCCUUUUGACACAUUUGUUUCCAUAUGGCACUUCAUGAGUAAGCUGAGGCCCGAUUCUAUGGGCCCGUUAUCAUUCCAGGAGGUUUUCGACAUGUACUGCCGGGGAACCAUAGGGUUCGGCCCGUACUGGGACCACAUGUUAGGGUAUUGGCACGAGAGCCUAAGAAACCCUAACAAGGUUCUAUUCCUGAGGUAUGAGGAGAUGAAGGAAAAUGCGGGGUUCCACCUGAGGAAGCUCGCGAAUUUCCUAGGGUUUCCUUUCAGUGCUGAGGAAGAGGAAGAUGGCGUGGUGGAUGAGAUAAUUAAGAUGUGCAGCUUUGAGCAGAUGAAAGAGCUAGAUGUGAACAAGAAAGGGAAGGGAGCCAUUGUUGAUUUUGAGAACAAGAAUUUGUUUAGAAAAGGUGUGGUCGGAGAUUGGAUGAACCAUUUUAGUCCAGAAAUGGUGGAGAGAUUGAGCAAGAUCAUGGAGGAAAAGCUAGCUGGUUCUGGUUUGUCCUUCAAGAUUAAUUGAGUACAAUGUAUUGUAUACUCCAUCUGUCUCAUAAAUACAUGAACAUUUGUAAGUGACACGAGUUUUAAAAAAUGUUAGAUAAAAAUGUAUUGUGAGUGAAAAAAGGGUGACACUUUAUAAAAAGUAGAGAUGAAAAAUAAAGGGAUUGUGGUGGGAUAAUGUACCAAAAUAAAAAUGUUUAUGUUUUUGUGAGACAACCCAAAAUGGUAAAAUGUUCAUGUUUUUGUGA